AUGCCUCGAAAACUGGUGACAGUCCGCCACGUCUCGGCCAUAACGCCCAUCCCAGGCGCCAACCGCAUCGAAACAGCCACCGUCGAUGGCUGGACAUGUGUCGUCUCUACCAACAUCUUCAAGCCGGGCGACCGCGGCGUCUACUUUGAGAUUGAUUCUCUUCUUCCGGCCUCAGAUCCGCGAUUCGCCUCCUUGGCUCCGAAGAUCGUCGGUGUCAACGGCCCCACUCAUACACCGGACGUCCGAGUCCGGACUGUCAAGAUUCGGGGCGUGUUAUCGCAGGGUCUUCUCAUGUCAUUGGAUAACUUUCCUGAGAUCGUUUCGCGGUUAGACGGUGUCCCCGCUGAUAAGCUCCGAGACAUUGGGUUCGAGGAUGUUCUCAACGUGCGCAAGUAUGAAGGACCGGCCAUGCCACAAGAUUCAAACCUCAGCACGCCUCUACCCGACUUCCCAGAGUUUAUCCCACGGACAGAGCAAGAGCGUGUACAGAACCUCCCAGAUGUCUUCACCGCUCAUGGGUCAGAAGUAUUCCAGGAGUCGACCAAAAUGGACGGGUCGUCUAUGACAGUAUUCUACCUCGACAAAUCCAGCCCUCUGUUUCAAACACUACCUGAGGAGCUAAGAGACGUCGGCGUGGGAGUAUGUUCACGAAAUCGCAUCCAGAUAGAGAACCAUCCACGAAGCCAGCCUCUUUUCUAUGCCACUGCGCGAGCGCUGGGACUUCACGAAACAUUAGCCAAAAUUGGUCGCAACGUAGCUAUCCAGGGCGAGCUAUGCGGAUCAAGCAUUCAAAGCAACUUUGAGGGGUUUGCGAAAGGGGCGCAUUCUUUCUUCCUCUUUGCAGUAUAUGAUAUUGACGAGCAACGAUACCUACCACCGAAGGAAGUGCAUGAAACGUGGGCACCAUUGCUGGGUGUUCAGCAUGUACCCGUUCAUGGAUAUAAAGCGCUGAAUGAAGUUGGGACUACAGUGGCGAAUCUCGUAGCCCGUGCUGAAGGCAAGGGUGUCAACGGACGAAAGAGAGAGGGUAUCGUGUUCAAGCGUGUCGAUGGGUUGUUCAGCUUUAAAGCGAUAUCAAACUCGUAUCUGCUAAAACAUGGAGAGUAG
Fusarium coffeatum is the source of this 1107-nucleotide messenger RNA. RefSeq lists its product as uncharacterized. Bases 1 to 1107 code for a protein of 368 amino acids. NCBI's taxonomy places the organism in Eukaryota, Fungi, Ascomycota, Sordariomycetes, Hypocreales, Nectriaceae. The transcript has a single exon. The record is from RefSeq and is a predicted model, not a curated record.